AUGACAUGGACGCUUGAACUUCGAGGCGAAGGCCCAAAAUGGGGCCCAGAUACUGACUUUUGUCGGGACUGUGCCAUAAUAUUUGGGCAAUCGGCUAGAAUAGAAAAAGAGGGGGCAUUCAACCAAAAGGGACGAGAAGGGUACCAUAAUUUUGGUAGAAGCUACAAUGUCGACGAGGCUGGGGCCCAUGAUUAUGUGCGUGGGAGGAUAGAGAAGAGUGUGUGUGUGCCUGCACGCUUUCUGCCUUUGUCUCCCGACCGAGCCAGUGCCGAUCAGAGACCCACAUUCUCCGCCACUUGCCUUCGGCCAGAAACCCUCCUUCAACCCCUCCAGCCCAUUUCGCCCAAGUCUUAUCCCAUUUUAUCCACCCACCCCCUCCUCGAGACGGGCCUUGUGCAGCCGCACACCACACCUAGGCAAUGGCACAUGAGCACAUUCAAGUAUGUCUGUAUGCCCAUGCCAGCAUGUACGCACUUGCACGACUCCGUGCCUAACCGACAUGGGGAGGAGACUGGGCACGGGUGUGACAAUUGGAUCCUGGCGACCGAUCAAAAGGGCAGAUUAAGAUGCGACAGACGAGGAGGUUGGCUGCUCUCUUCCACCAACUGUACAUACGCCUGCCCACGUCAUCGCCACCACCUUCCUUCUACUAAUCUACGCCCGGCACGGGUCUGUUGGCAUGGCGCGAGCAGACGCGCCGGCUGCCCAGCCGACAUGACAACACCAAGUGACACGGCUGCAUGUCGACGGCUGAUUUGGUGCUCCGAGUGGAGAAAUCAGUUCAAACUGCGUCCAAGAUCGUGUACAUUUCAUGUUCUCAAGUCCCCCCUUUUUUAUAUAGCCCUAUUUUGUGGACAUUACGAUUGA
Messenger RNA from Protopolystoma xenopodis, 867 nucleotides. The record is from the annotation of a GenBank genome assembly. Lineage: Eukaryota; Metazoa; Platyhelminthes; Monogenea; Polystomatidea; Polystomatidae.